Messenger RNA from Eucalyptus grandis, 830 nucleotides. Its product is annotated as dCTP pyrophosphatase 1. Gene Ontology annotation, molecular function: nucleoside triphosphate diphosphatase activity. Gene Ontology annotation, biological process: nucleoside triphosphate catabolic process. The coding region runs from base 40 to 447 and encodes 135 amino acids. The transcript is spliced from 3 exons. The record is from RefSeq and is a predicted model, not a curated record. NCBI's taxonomy places the organism in Eukaryota, Viridiplantae, Streptophyta, Magnoliopsida, Myrtales, Myrtaceae.
AGAGAGAGAGAGAGAGAGAGAGAGAGAGAGAGAGGGAUUAUGGGAGAAAAAGGGGUGACGCUGGAAGAGCUGAAGAAGAGAAUGGCGGAGUUCGCGAGGGACAGAGACUGGGAUCAGUUCCACAGCCCUAGGAACCUCCUCCUGGCCUUGGUUGGGGAAGUUGGGGAGUUGUCUGAGAUAUUCCAAUGGAGAGGCGAAGUAGCAAGAGGGCUACCUGGUUGGAAAGAGGAAGAGAGAGAGCACCUGGGCGAGGAGCUGUCGGAUGUGCUGCUUUACCUGGUCAGGCUCUCCGAUGUUUGUGGCAUUGAUCUUGGUGAGGCCGCACUGAGGAAGCUGCAGCUCAAUGCCCUCAAGUACCCAGUCCACCUUUCCAAGGGCUCUUCCAAAAAGCACACGCAGAUCAACGCAAAUGCGCCAGCAGUUGCUGACAGCAAUGGGGAUUGCUAGUUUGGAUGCACUUCACUUGGCAAUGAGGCCAAGAUAGCCACAGCUCUUCUAACAGUGGAAAGCUAAAAAGUACUAAGUAGUAGGUACUUUAGUGGGGGUUUGUUGUUGAUUUGGCUUUGACCAUAUCUAGUGUCAUUUCGAGUAAGAUGAUUAGCUCCUUUUGGGUUCUGGUACUGAUUUGGUUUGUGUAACUAGUGACAGUGGGUGUUUAGGGUUUACUGUGCAAUGCUUUUUCUCUCCUUGAUUUACUGAUCGAGUGAAGGGUUAGAUAAAGAUAAAUGGGCAUAUUUGGGUUUUGUGGUGGUGGGUCAUGGGGUUGGUGGUGAAACAGUGAAAGUGGACACGGAAAGUGCAAGUCUGCAAGUCGAUAGGGUUUCUUCUGA